This is a messenger RNA of Prorocentrum cordatum, 408 nucleotides long. The record is from the annotation of a GenBank genome assembly. NCBI's taxonomy places the organism in Eukaryota, Dinophyceae, Prorocentrales, Prorocentraceae.
AUGGGCCUUCGCCGCAAAGAUGAGGCUGAUGAACACACAAUAAUGAUGGCCCUGAAAACAUUCCACCCUCCGCGUGGCGCGAAGAAUACCCGACAAGCCGUCGCUCGUCGCCCGUGCCCCGGGCGGGCCCGGGAGCGCCCUGCCGCGCUGCCGCGGCUGGCACCGCCAGAAGCGCGCGUGGCGUCGUCGCCUCACCGCCUGCGCCUCUCGGGCCGCUCUGGCGGGGGCGGGGCAAGGGGGGAGGAGCAGGAGGGAGCAGAAUGGGUUCCGAUUCGAGGUGGGACACCGACGCGACGUCUGCGGACGCGGCGGUCACAUGCCCUCCGCGAUCUUGGCGCCCAUCUUCUUCAUGAGCUUCAGUGCGGCCUCGUCCUGCUCCUUCUCCAUGUUGCCCUCAACGUGUUGUAG